This is a messenger RNA of Eurytemora carolleeae, 2472 nucleotides long. RefSeq lists its product as uncharacterized. The coding region runs from base 1 to 1920 and encodes 639 amino acids. The transcript has 12 exons. Gene Ontology annotation, molecular function: myosin light chain binding. NCBI's taxonomy places the organism in Eukaryota, Metazoa, Arthropoda, Copepoda, Calanoida, Temoridae. The record is from RefSeq and is a predicted model, not a curated record. Gene Ontology annotation, biological process: spermatogenesis.
AUGAGCGGGAAAGGAUUGAGGUUAAAAACUGAGCUGGAGAUUCAUGCUGUAUCUUGCCCCGGAGUUUUCUUCCAGUGUAAAGCUCCGGUUCAUUUAUCAAUUUGCUUCCUUGGAUUCCACGUGAAUACAAAACCUUUCCCGCCAUCUUUUCCUUUUCUCUUUCAUGACAGGUUCCUGUUUGAGAAAACCUUUGGAACAUGUUCCACCCUGGAGCAUCUACAAGGAGCGCUCCAAGCAGAAACUGUCUAUAUCGAGCUUCUCCAGGAUCAGGGUAUGCAUCCCAACCUUGUUCUUGCAAGCUUUGAAACUUCAGCUUUGGAAUUGCUCUUUCCCUUCCCUCAGGUUCGAGGACAGAACUGUCCCGGAGUUGAUAUAGACCUUCUAAUGGAACCUACAAGAGAUUUCCCUGGAAUAAUUGCUCCGAAGAUUGAAGCCUCAACUAGUACAAGAAUAGAAGAAACAAGGCACCCAGAGCUAGACCAGACUGAUGACAAUGCUUGUGUUCUACCUUCUUCUCCACCUCCUUUACAUAAACAUCCCCAUCUUCAUCCAGGAACCGACCUGGAGAACAAGGAUUGUGAUUUAAGAAAGAGAGAUCCAUUUGUCUGGAGGAAGAUUGAUGAAGAUUUGAUACAUAGAACUCCUAAAAUCCACACAAUGUAUAACUCUAGACCUAAAAGUGCAGGGGAUGGGAUGGGACGUAGUUUUGAUGGUGAGGAAAAUCAGUUUGAGAGAGGACGACCUAAAGCAAGACAUGGACGACCAAAUAACAGGUCCCAUUCCUUCACAGGAACAUUUCGGGGUACAAGCUGCAAUCAUUCUGGAGAACAAUCCAGACAUCAUUCUCCAGAACAUAAUCAGGAGCAUCAUCCUUGUACACCUAAACAUCACUCUAACCAUGAUAUUGAUAAUGGACACUGCAAUCCUUCUUUCCAUGGACCAGGGAGUGGACAUCCUCCCUCAAACCCUGGUCCUCCUGAUAGAUAUCCUCAAUCUAACCAUGGUCCGUCUCGUCCUCUAACUCCAACACAGCAUGAGACAUUAAACUGUGUACCCAUAGAACAUCCUUGCGGAACUCCGGUGCAUACUGAACCUGGUUCUCCUGGGUGUACUCCUAAACAUGUUAGAUCAAGAUCAUCUCAUUCUCCACCAUGUCGAGAUACAGACAUAGAACAACAUCAUCCUCCAUACCACAACAAAGUUCCAAGGCACCAUCAGCCACAACAACAACAACAACAUAGAGUAGAUCGAAAACAUCAUCAUAGUCAUCAGUCUCAAGGUAUUCAUAUUGAAGCAAACUUUGGUAAAAUUCCUCCUAACAUCUGUAAAGAGGUUUCUAACUGUACUGGGAGAACUGGUGAACAAGGAUGUCACAUCAGUAAAGAGUGUCACAAGCAAUUCAAAUCUCAUUCAAAUGUUCCACAAAACAACUUUUGUUAUGACUGCCAUAAAAUCCAUCAACAUAGCUUUUGUUACAGCAAUACAUGCUGCCAUAGAUGCAGGCAUAGUUGCAAUGGAAGCUGUCAUUGCCAUUCUAUCUGCUCAGCUGAUCAUCAUAAUAGACAUGACUGCCAACACUGUCAUGAUCAUAUCUGCUCUCAACAUUGUGAAAACCAAACUUGCACCCACUGCUAUGAUCCGGAAUGUUGCAAUUCUUGCCUUGGAGUUUGUUCGGGAGUUUGUAAUUGCCACAAAGAAGAAGAGAUCUACAUGUGCAGUGGCAUAUGUGGUGGGAUGUGUGGCUCGUUAUCUGGUAGAUUUACCGGAACAAUCAGGUGGCAGCAGGCUAACCCGGAGACGGGGCGACACCAAUGCACCAAUGGGUGUAGUAGCGUUUAUAAAGCCCACCAUGGUCACAACUCUCAUGACGGACAUACUGGAGAUUGGAAUCAUUCCUGCUCACGUCCAUAUCAUUGUUAAUUGUUAAAAAUAACAAGAAUUUGAUUUAAAAUUCCAAAAUGUGUCUUGCUAUAAACUCAAAGAAAAUUUUGCACUCACGUUACAAGUUUUUCCAAUUGUUUGUAUGAGAAUGAGGGGCAAAAUUGUUGAAUAUUUUUACUCUACAGUUUUAAAAAGGGGGAAUUAAAUGUAUUUUUUUAUUACAGUUUCCAUAUAUAGUAAAAAAAUUGGUUCACUAUGUGGUCAGUGUUUAUAUCAAUGAAGACGACUUUUCCUAUCUAUGUUUUGAUUUCUUAGUUUCUAACAAGCUUUUUUCAAAUUACAAGUUUAAAAUUAAACAAAGAAAAGCUGUUAAUGGACAGCUUCUCUUUGUUUCCAUGUUUCUGUGUAACCAUGCUAAUGAAAGCGUGGCAGAAAUCAUGAAAUUGAAAUUGAAAGUCGUCUUCAUUGAAGUGAUAUUUACGAGGACGACUGUAUUUUUCAUCAACGUGUAGUAAAAAAUGAAUUUCAGACAAAGAUAUCAUGUGUUAUUAAUGUAAUUUAAUAGUAAACUUGCUAAAUAUGACAGAUUGU